CAUAGCAAGAAAAGAAAACCUGGGCUACUCAGCAAUUCAAUAGUAAUGGCAGCAAAUCACAGCACCAUCAUCCUCAGUCAAAAUCCAGAAGAAGCCGAAGAACGACAACAAGAAAAGGAAGAUUAUGGAGUAUUAUUAUACUACAAAUACUUCAACACCCCCAUUCCCGACCUCCAGCAUCUCCUCGACUUUUACAAUUCCAACUGCAACUCCCUCUCCCUCCUCGGCCGCGUUCGCCUCUCCCCCACCGGCGUCAACGUCACCGUUGGUGGGAAAAUGUCGGCACUAGAGAAGCACAUUGAGGCUGUGAAGUCUAAUAGUUUGUUCGAAGGGACAGAUUUCAAGCUUGCAUCUUGUCAUCAACCUUUGAAUGACAAGGUUGCCAGAGAAUGCGGGUUCACUUCACUCUCAGUCCGGAUUGUUAAGGAACUCGUCACUUUAAGUUCAAAUCCAUUAUUGAAGUCACCAGAAAUUUCAAAUGCCGGGAGGCAUCUUUCUGCAGUUGAGUUUCAUUCUGUCCUUCAAGAUGCUGGAAAAAUUCAAGAUAAAUCUAAUUCAAGUUCUGAUAGGAGGCUAAUCCUGUUAGAUGCAAGGAAUUUGUAUGAGACUAGAAUUGGGAAGUUCCAGAAUGUAAAUGUGAAAACUCUGGAUCCCCAAAUUCGGCAAUAUAGUGAUCUUCCAUCUUGGAUAGAUGAUAACUCAGAGCAACUGCGAGGUAACAGUAUUCUUAUGUAUUGCACUGGAGGAAUAAGAUGUGAGAUGGCUUCAGCUUAUAUUAAGUCUAAAGGUGUUGGUUUUGAAAAUGUAUUUCAGUUAUAUGGUGGCAUUCAGCGUUACUUGGAACAAUUUCCAGAUGGUGGUUUCUUCAAGGGAAAGAAUUUUGUUUUUGACCACAGGGUAUCAGUUGGAAGCUUAGAUUCAGAUGUUUUAGGCACCUGCCUCCUUUGUGGCUCUUCAUAUGAUGACUACUCUUCACGAUGCCGAUGCAGAUAUUGUAGGAUGCUUGUCUUAGUCUGUGAUGGAUGUCAGAAAAAGAGUCCAUCAUAUAUCUGUGAACUGUGCAAAAGGAGUGGUAAAUGUGUUGACUCAGUCUCAGAAAUGGAAGAUGACAAUUCAGAAGCAUCUGAACCAGCAGAAAUCAAACUUGUUAGCAAUUCAAAUCAAAGAAAAAUUCCAUCUUCCCCAGCAUUGGUGAAUGGUUCUAGGACCUCAAAAAGGUUGAGAAUCCUGUGCUUGCAUGGUUUUCGACAGAAUGCUUCUGGUUUCAAAGGAAGAUCUGGAUCGCUAGCAAAGAAGCUAAAAGCUUUAGCAGAGCUUGUUUUUGUUAAUGCACCUCAUGAAUUACCCUUUAUAUACCAACCUUGUUUGGCGGACCAUCAUAAUGGUAUAUCACCAUCCCAAGAUCCAUGUCCUCCAAAAGUUUGCAGUAAAAAGUUUGCAUGGCUGGUUGGCUCUGAUUAUCAAGGAAAAAGUGAUGCUGGAUGGACUAUGGCUGACGUUCCAUUUGACUUGCUACAGUACCAACAACAGACAGAAGGUUUUGAUGCAUCGCUUGCUUAUUUGAGAACUGUAUUUUCUCAAGCUGGUCCAUUUGAUGGAAUCUUGGGAUUUUCACAAGGGGCUGCAAUGGCAGCUUUACUUUGUGGUCAACUAGGGAAGCUCAAGGGUGAUGUAGAUUUUAGAUUCGUGAUCUUGUGCUCUGGCUUUGCCAUUAACAUGGAGGGGUUUCAGCAAGGAUCAAUCAACCUCCCUUCCCUUCAUAUAUUUGGCAAUGGCAAAGGUAGAGACAGGCAAAUCAACAGCCAAACAAGCAGACACCUUGCUUCAUUAUUUGAAGAUGGCUGCUCAGAGAUCAUUGAGCAUGACUUAGGUCAUAUAAUUCCUACACAAUCACCACAUAUUGAGAGGAUAAAAAAUUUUCUUCAACGUUUCCUAUGAUUGAAAAUUGUCCUUGCAGGAUUUUGAUGGCUGGUCUCUGCCCUUCUUGUAAACUAUGAUUUGUGCCCUUUUGUCUGAGAACUACUAUCGAAAUCUGUUCAGUGUAGUGUGCUCGAUUGGAAAUUUUAGAAUCUGUUUGGAUUGUCAACCUCUGGGAAAUUUUUCAAAGAAAAUUUCCCUAUACACGUUUUCAAUCGUUUUUUUAUCUUACAUACAUUAUAUUGUUGUUGUAA
Molecule: messenger RNA, 2171 nt
Organism: Coffea eugenioides
Lineage: Eukaryota; Viridiplantae; Streptophyta; Magnoliopsida; Gentianales; Rubiaceae
Product: rhodanese-like domain-containing protein 6
Exons: 9
Coding region: 46-1938 (630 amino acids)
Source: RefSeq, a predicted model, not a curated record